AACAUAUAGUUAUAAACAAGGCCAUCAUCUAUCUAUCUAUCUAUUCUUGCCAAAGACAUUUCUCAACCAACACCAAAUGGAUCUUCUCCCCAUUCGGAAAGCUCGAAAUGUGAAGAGAAGAACAAAGAUAAUAUGGAUAGCAACAGCAGCAGCCAUAAUAAUAAUACUAGUGGCCGCAAUCAGUCAACACUCCUCUCCCUCUCCGCCACAAAAAACCCCAUCAACGAACAAUAUUAAUCCUCCGGCGCAAGAUAUCCAGAUAGUCGACAGCCACGAAGAAUGCGAUAUCUUCACCGGGGAUUGGAUCCCGAAUCCCGAGGCUCCGUACUACACCAACAAGACGUGCUGGGCUAUCCAUGAGCACCAAAACUGCAUGAAAUACGGACGCCCCGAUUCCGACUUCAUCAAGUGGCGCUGGAAGCCCGACGCCUGCGAUUUGCCCUUGUUCAACCCCUACCAGUUCCUCGAUAUCGUCCGGGACAAGUCCUUGGCCUUCGUCGGAGAUUCCGUUGGGAGGAAUCAGAUGCAGUCCAUGAUAUGCCUCUUGUCCCGGGUCGAGUACCCGAUCGACGUCUCUCCGACGUCGGACGAGCAUUUCAAGCAUUGGAAGUACGUGAGCUACAACUUUACAAUGUCAUAUUUCUGGUCACCGUUCCUCGUCCGCUCCGCUGAGAGGGACGCCGACGGCCCGACCCACACGGGCCUCUUCAACCUCUACCUCGACGAGUACGACGAGUCGUGGACCACUCAAAUCCACGACUUCGACUACCUCAUCAUCAACGCCGGCCACUGGUUCACCCGCACUGCCGUCUACUACGAGCGCCGCCGCAUCGUCGGCUGCCGCUUCUGCCAGCUCCCCAACGUCACCGACUUCCCAACCACGUACGGCCUCCGCCGGGCCCUCCGGACGGCCUUCCGGGCCCUUGAGGAUUUCAAGGGAGUGACGCUCAUGCGGACGUUCGCGCCGUCGCAUUUCGAGGGCGGGAAUUGGAACGCCGGCGGAGACUGCGUGCGGAGGAGGCCGGUGGGGAGCAACGAGACGGUGUUGGACGGGCAGACGUUGGAUAUGUAUAUGACACAAUUGGAGGAGUUUCGGGCGGCGGAGAGGAGAGGGAAUAGGAGGAUGAGAGUGAUGGAUGCGACGCAGAUGAUGCUGUUGAGGCCCGAUGGGCACCCGAGUAGGUACGGGCAUUGGCCCGAUGAGAAGGUGGUGUUGUAUAAUGACUGUGUGCAUUGGUGCUUGCCCGGCCCGAUUGAUUCAUGGGCCGAUGUUUUGCAUCAUAUGUUGAAGAUGGAGGCCCGAAGAUGGUAUCAGGAGAAGAAGAAGAGAAUGCAGUAGUUAUUGAAGUACCACUACACCUCUUUUCUUGUUGGGUGUCUUGAUUGUUUUUGUUUUCGUUUCUUAGUCAAAUUUGUAAUGCAUUGAGUUUGUCAAUUACAUGUAAUUAAAAGGAA
Salvia hispanica is the source of this 1455-nucleotide messenger RNA. RefSeq names its product protein trichome birefringence-like 19. Gene Ontology annotation, molecular function: O-acetyltransferase activity. Gene Ontology annotation, cellular component: Golgi apparatus. The record is from RefSeq and is a predicted model, not a curated record. NCBI's taxonomy places the organism in Eukaryota, Viridiplantae, Streptophyta, Magnoliopsida, Lamiales, Lamiaceae.